AUGGCCCCGACCCACGAUCUCAGAGUCGAGAAGCUCUUCUCGGUCAAGGAUUACGUAUGCGUCAUCACAGGCGGUGGCACGGGCAUUGGCCUAAUGGCCGCACAGGCGCUGGCCGCCAAUGGUGCCAGGGUAUACAUCACUGGUAGAAGACAGGAGGCUCUGGAAGCAGCAGCCAAGUCCCACAGUCCUUCCGAUGGAACGGAGGGAACCAUUAUUCCUUGCGGUCCUUGCGAUGUCACUAAGAAGGAUGACCUUGAGAAGCUGUACGAAGAAAUAUCAAAGAAGGAGAAGCAUAUCAACCUCUUGAUAUGCGCAGCUGGCAUCGCAGGGACCAAGGCUGAGCCCGAUCAUGAGCAUGCCGGGAGUCUGAAGGAGAAACUAUGGAACAACGAGACGUUUGAGACGUGGAAUGAUGUGUACAGUACCGAUGUCACCUCGGUCUACUUUACGACAGUUGCCUUCCUGCCUCUGUUGCAGGCAGGCACGGAGUCCCACGGCCAUCUCUCGGCUUCAGUCAUUGUCAUUUCCUCCAUGAGCGGAAUCAUGCGCCACGCCCAGGGCCACUUCUCAUACAACGCCGCGAAGGGUGGUACGGUUCAUCUGACAAAGCUCAUGAGUGCGGAGUUCCAGAAGGCGCGUGUCAGGGUCAACAGCAUAGCGCCCGGCUACUUCCCGUCCGAGAUGACGACAAAGCAGAGCGGAACGGACCAGAAGAGUCACCUGCCGGCAGAAAAAGUGCAGGCCAAGGGACACGUGCCGGCCGAAAGAGCGGGCAGCGACGAGGAGAUGGCGCAGGCUGUGCUUUUCUUGACCAAGAACGCCUAUGUCAACGGAGAAAUCCUCGCGGUGGAUGGCGGUGUGCUUAACGUCGUUUCGGGAAGGUGA
This is a messenger RNA of Diplodia corticola, 885 nucleotides long. RefSeq names its product nad-binding protein. Lineage: Eukaryota; Fungi; Ascomycota; Dothideomycetes; Botryosphaeriales; Botryosphaeriaceae. The coding region runs from base 1 to 885 and encodes 294 amino acids. The record is from RefSeq and is a predicted model, not a curated record. The transcript is spliced from 6 exons.